UUUCCAAGAAUUCCCUUAUCAUUGCUUCCUUUCUGUUAUCGAGGUACAUGUGCACGCGGGACAUGAACAACCUAAGACAAGAGCUAAAGCAAUCCAAAAAUAAUUUUAACAGAAAAUGAAACAAACAGGAAAGCCAUAAAAACAUUGGAUAAUCGACCAAGCAAUGUCGAUCAACCAAUCAAAGAUGCAAAAUGAAGAAGAUUACUUGCAAGGACCAAUCUUCUCACCUCCAGUAUACCAACAAAGGUACAACUCCGUUAUAAAGCUAAUCAACACUUCAAAUUGUAAAAAGGUGUUAGACAUUGGGUGUUCUGAAGGAAAACUCUUGACAAAGAUGAAAAUCCACUGUCAGAUGUUGGAGGUGAUAUAUGGUCUUGAUAUUGAUAAGGAUGUUCUUGAGGAAAACAAGUUUAGAAUCAAGCCACUGAUGGCAGAGUACCUCAUCAAAAGAGGACAACCAUUGAAAAUGGCACUUUAUCAAGGUGGCAGUUUAUGCAAUGCAGUCUUGUUAGCACAAAACAUGUAGUAUCCUGUACAGAUGAAAAGCUGUAAGUUGUUGUAUACUUUGAGCUAAUCCUUGAACCAAUUACGUCUCAGAAACUUUUUCACCUAAUUCACCUAAUUUUGUUCCUCGAUAAUUGUAAAUUAGUGUUUUUUUCAAACGUUUAUGGUGAGGCAGUUUUUAGUUGCAAUUUGCAUAACA
Molecule: messenger RNA, 703 nt
Organism: Rhopilema esculentum
Lineage: Eukaryota; Metazoa; Cnidaria; Scyphozoa; Rhizostomeae; Rhizostomatidae
Source: RefSeq, a predicted model, not a curated record